CUUCACUGAGCAACAUCUAGAUUAUCUGGACUGUAUAUGUGUACCUCUGCGUGUAACUCUGCAUACAGCCAUGGGGAACGCAGCUGGAAGUCUGGAGAUGUCACCGGGGCGAGACGUCAAACGGCCCCUCAGCACCUAUGGGCAGAAACAGCCACCGGCCCCUAAACUGCCCCUACCACCUGAGGACGAAUUAGAGGAGAGGUUCAGCGUGGUGUUGAAUUCCAUGAAUCUUCCACCUGACAAAGUGAAGCUGCUCUGUCAGUACGACAACGAGAAGAAAUGGGAGUUAGUGUGUGACCAGGAACGGUUCCAGGUGAAGAAUCCCCCGUCAGCAUACAUUCAGAAACUUAAGAGUGUAUUAGAGCAGGGAGGAGGCAGAAAGUUUAAAAGGCGAGUCCAAGAAUCCACACAAGUUCUGAGAGAGUUGGAGAUCUCUUUGCGCACCAAUCACAUCGGGUGGGCUGAGGAGUUUCUAAAUGAAGAAAACAAGGGUUUAGACGUGCUAGUGGACUACCUCUCUUUUGCUCAACGUGCAGUCACAUAUGACAUGGACAGCUCUGAUAAUGGAAGCUUUGAAGAGAAAUCUGUGGAAGAUUUGACCACCAGUGCGACAAACUCCCCUACCCACAAUUCCCCACGCUCAGGAAACCCCUUCACCACAAGGAAAGCUCUGCGAUAUUCGCGUCUGCUCAGCCAGAAGAACCACCUGCACCUCUGCAUCAUGUGCCUCCGUGCCAUCAUGAACUACCAGUUAGGGUUUAAUCAGGUGAUGGCUCAUCCCAACUGUGUCAAUGAAAUCACCCUGAGUCUCAACAACAAGAAUGCCAGGACUAAAGCUCUGGUUCUGGAGCUCCUUGCUGCUGUCUGUUUGGUUCGAGGAGGUCACGAAAUGAUUAUUGCAGCCUUUAAUAAUUUCAAAGAGGUAAGAAAAGACUACCGUUACACCCGUCUGCACAUGACAAAACUAGAUCAUACACAGCUCGCAACCUCAUACAUUCACACAGACGUCAUUUUGAAGGACUGUGCGUUUAUUGUCACAAAGACAUUUUGUGAGUUAACUGUCACUGAGAGCGAGAAGCUGCAGGUGCAGAUUCAAGCGUAUCUGGAUAAUGUGUUUGAUGUCGGAGCGAUGCUAGAGGACGCCGAGGCCAAAAACACAAUAAUGGAACAUCUAGAGGAGCUACAAGAACAAAACACACAGUUAAACACUAGACUGCAGCAGUGUGAGAGUGAAGCUGUGGAGAAGACGUCCGAACUCGAGAAACAACUCAUACAGAGUAGGAAAGAGGUGGAACUUCUGAAGGACAGUGUGAAGGAGACACAGGCUCAGCUCUCUCAGCUGCAGCAGAAGGAGAAAGAGAGAGAGACACACAGUGAGAAAGAGCAGGAGCGAGAGAGAGACAGACAGCGCUCCGCUAAAGCUCUGACCGAGCUGGAGAAGAUGGUCCAGGUUCUGGUGGAUCGAGGUCUGAUCCGCAUGGACAGAUCCGAAUCCGGCUCUCUGGAAUUACACAUUAUGCCAGUCGCUAACACAACAGAUAAUAGUACAACAGAAAUAAAGGCCUCACCUGUGAUGCAGUCCAUAUAUAAAGAGUUGAAUAUGGACGUCUUCGAGGAGUUGUUCAAAACUAAAGCUCAGUCUGCUCCUGUUGAUGUCGGCACUCUGAAGGUGAAAGUGGCGCAUAAAGCAUCCAGUAAAAUCGCACUACUGGAGCCCAACAGGGCCAAAAACCUCGCCAUCACGCUGCGCAAAGGAGGCAUGAGCACCGCGCAGAUCUGCACUGCGAUCCAAUCGUAUAAUCUUGAUUUGCUAAACUCAGACUUUCUGGAGCUGCUGGAGCGUUUCAUCCCGUCUGAUUAUGAGCUGAGGUUGAUUGAGAAAUACGAGCGUGAAGGACACCCCCUGCUGGAGCUGUCGGAGGAGGACCGAUUCAUGGUGGCCUUCAGCAAAAUCCCGCGUCUGGCACAGAGAAUCAGCACGCUGACCUUCAUGGGCAACUUCAGCGAGAGCAUCCUGCUAUUAAAGCCUCAAUUAAAUGCCAUCAUCGCUUCAUCCAUGUCAAUCAAAUCCUCCAGCAAACUCAAGAAGAUUCUAGAGAUCAUUCUUGCGUUUGGGAAUUACAUGAACAGUGGGAAGAGAGGAUCAGCAUAUGGAUUUCGACUCCAAAGUCUGGACCUGCUUCUGGACAUGAAAUCCACAGAUCGAAAACUGACACUCCUGCAUUUCAUCGUCAGCAUCAUACAAGAAAAAUAUCCUCAACUGCACAACUUUCACACUGAACUACACUGUCUGGAUAAAGCUGCUCUGGUCUCUCUGGACAGCAUCCUUGCAGAUGUUCGCUCUCUGGAGAAGGGAAUGGAGGUGGUUCGUAAGGAAUAUCUCCAGCAGAAAGACAGCGCUGUCCUCACAAACUUCAUGUCCAAUAACGGCAGUCUGCUGGACUCUGUGGUCAAAGACAGCAAAACUGCAGAGGAGGUCUAUCACUCAGUGGUGGAAUAUUUCGGAGAGGAUCCCAAAUCCACACCUCCUUCUGUGUUCUUCCCUGUUUUUGCCAGGUUUAUCAAAGCAUAUAAGCUGGCCGAACAGGAGAAGGAACAGCGCAAGAAGAACAUCUCCGAGACUGAUUUCGGCACAGAUUUACACAUCUCUGACUCUCCUGUGAACACUGCAGUGACUAAUAGGAUGCCGGCGCUGCCACGCUUCCCUCAGGUGGAUCUGAUCGCAGAGCUGAAGCGCAGGCAGAUGACGCCGCUCGUGAGAGAGGGCAAAGACGGAGCCAUCGAGGACAUCAUCACAGGUCAGGCUGAGCUAGACUUACAGACAGAAAACCAGCAUAAUCAAAGCAUCCCGCGACGAAGCCACACCACACAUGAAGCCAAAAACAGUUUACAAGAAACAUUUAAACAGCUACAUUAA
Molecule: messenger RNA, 2917 nt
Organism: Sinocyclocheilus anshuiensis
Lineage: Eukaryota; Metazoa; Chordata; Actinopteri; Cypriniformes; Cyprinidae
Product: formin-like protein 1
Exons: 23
Coding region: 71-2917 (948 amino acids)
Biological process (GO): regulation of cell shape; cell migration; cortical actin cytoskeleton organization
Cellular component (GO): cytosol
Molecular function (GO): actin filament binding; small GTPase binding
Source: RefSeq, a predicted model, not a curated record